AUGGAGAACACCUUCUCCCCGCUCACAGGUCAGCUGUUACUUUCAAGCACGGCCGGAAUCCUCACAUGCGCCCUUUUCCUGGUUUGUCGCAGCGGCCAAUUCCAGUCUUUCCUCUUCGAGUUUCUGAAAUUCGGCCGCACAAGUAGCAGUCGUUUCGGCGUUCUGGUGCACUCAGCCAUCAAAGAUGGAUACUACAAGCAGAACAAAAACGGUGGUUAUUUUUCAGUCAAGGCCCCGCAUGCAGAUUACCUCAUUAUCCCACCUAAGUUUGUCGAUUUCGUGAAGAAUAUUCCGGAGAGCAAGGCCACCUUUCAAGGAGACAUAGAAGAUAGCAGCCUAGCCCCGUACACGUCGCUGGGAUACCACUUGGACAUUGUUGCUAAGAGCACACGAAUAGACUUGACGAAACAUCUCGGUGGUAUUAUGCCAGACCUACUUGAUGAGACGAAAUAUGCACUCUCAACCGAGCUUCCUGAUUGUGACAAAGAGUGGAUCCCGAUAAAGCCCUUUCAUAAUAUGCUGCGGAUUGUGUCGCUCGUUUCUGGCAGGGUUUUCGUCGGCCCGGAACUCAAUCGUAAUGAAGCGUACAUUGAGUCGACCGUCAACUAUACAACAUCAAGUAUGAUGGCGGCCUUUGCUCAGCGCCUUGCGGCCAAAGCAGCCGGUCAGGAACCGAUCAACGACAUGUUGACUUGGAACAUGCACAACGUUCCAAAAUUUGACCCGUCAGUCAUCGCUGCAGCUCAACUGUUAGUCGCUUUUGCUGCUAUCCACACGACUUCCAACCAGUUGACCAAUAUGCUUUACGAUCUGGCUGCUCAUCCUGAGUACCACGAGCCUCUGCGGCUUGAAAUUGAGGAAGUACUCGCCUCGGGAUCGGAUCACGCUUUAUUUAAGGGUUCACUGCCAAAACUGCGCAAACUUGACAGUUUCAUGAAGGAGUCUCAACGUCUCUAUCCGCCUGCUCUUCUGAGCAUCACCCGCAGAGUCAACAGCCCGAUCGAGCUGCCCGAUGGCCGACUCCUGCAAAAAGGUUCCUACUUCGCCGUCGCAAAUAGCCAGAUCUGCCGCGAUCCCGAGAUCUUCGAGAACCCGGACGAUUUCGACAUGUUUCGCUUCGAGAGAAUGAGGAGCAAACCGGGGGAGGAGCAUAAAUACCAGUUUGUCACUACGAGCCUGGAGACUAUGGCGUUUGGACACGGGGCACAUGCUUGCCCGGGUAGAUUCUUUGCAAGCAACGAGAUUAAGAUGAUUAUGGUGGAGUUCUUGCGUUGUUACGAGGUCAGGUUGCCCCCUGGCGCGGAGCGGCCAAGUACCGUUAUGCAUGGACAUAGUUGUGCUGUUAGCACGACGGCGGAGAUCUUGAUUAGGAAGAGAGCUUGA
Venustampulla echinocandica is the source of this 1383-nucleotide messenger RNA. RefSeq lists its product as uncharacterized. Gene Ontology annotation, molecular function: heme binding; oxidoreductase activity, acting on paired donors, with incorporation or reduction of molecular oxygen; iron ion binding. The transcript is spliced from 7 exons. Lineage: Eukaryota; Fungi; Ascomycota; Leotiomycetes; Helotiales; Pleuroascaceae. The coding region runs from base 1 to 1383 and encodes 460 amino acids. The record is from RefSeq and is a predicted model, not a curated record.